Neomonachus schauinslandi (Hawaiian monk seal) is the source of this 3423-nucleotide messenger RNA. It is a transcript of the gene RASSF3, whose product is annotated as Ras association domain family member 3. Gene Ontology annotation, biological process: signal transduction. Lineage: Eukaryota; Metazoa; Chordata; Mammalia; Carnivora; Phocidae. Gene Ontology annotation, cellular component: cytoplasm. The record is from RefSeq and is a predicted model, not a curated record. Bases 156 to 863 code for a protein of 235 amino acids. The transcript has 5 exons.
GGGCCGGAGUGAGCGGCGGCCGCAGCUGCAGCAGGACGGCCCGCCGGCGGCUUGGGGCCCCGCGCCGGGAACCUCGCGGGGCGGGCGGGCGCGGCACCCCCUGCCUGGCCGCCUGCGCCCCGGGGAGGCGGCCCACGUGCGACGGAACCAGCAGCAUGAGCAGCGGCUACAGCAGCCUGGAGGAGGACGCCGAGGACUUCUUCUUCACCGCCAGGACCUCCUUUUUCAGGAGAGCGCCCCAGGGCAAGCCCCGCGCCGGCCAGCAAGAUGUGGAGAAAGAGAAGGAGACCCAUAAUUACCUCAGCAAAGAGGAAAUCAAAGAGAAAGUUCAUAAAUACAACCUAGCAGUCACAGACAAGUUGAAGAUGACCUUGAAUUCAAAUGGGAUUUACACUGGCUUCAUUAAAGUCCAGAUGGAGCUCUGCAGACCCCCCCAGACUUCUGGAAAGCUCGCUCCCAGUAGCAACGGCUGUAUGAAUACGCUGCACAUCAGCAGCACGAACACCGUCGGGGAAGUGAUCGAGGCCCUGCUCAAGAAGUUUCUCGUGACCGAGAGCCCUGCCAAGUUUGCACUUUAUAAGCGUUGUCAUAGGGAAGACCAAGUCUACGCCUGUAAGCUCUCAGACCGCGAGCAUCCACUCUACCUGCGUUUGGUGGCUGGGCCCAGAACAGACACACUGAGUUUUGUUCUUCGUGAACAUGAAAUCGGAGAGUGGGAAGCCUUCAGCCUUCCAGAACUACAGAAUUUCUUGCGCAUCUUGGACAAGGAGGAGGACGAGCAGCUGCAGAGCCUGAGGCGGCGCUACGCGGCCUACCGACAGAAGCUGGAGGAGGCCCUCAGUGAGGUGUGGAAACCCCGUUAGGCACCGGCUCCCUGCCGCUCAGGAAGGAGAGGCGCGGAGCCGCGUCCGAACCGGCAGCCGGCGUCUCGUUGGAGGGCUGGCUUCGUGCCCCGAGAUGCUGGGGUCUCCGCCCUUGAUCCCGAGAUCUAGUUCCCGCCACCUGGUCACGCAGCGUCCCGCGCCUUCGGCCUCUUCUGUCCGAGAUUCUGCCGCUCGGUCUAACAGCCGUGCGGGGUCACCUUGGCAAGCUGUGAAUCUGUGCUCUCAUCUGGAGCAACCUAGACGGCUUGGAAGCAUGACUCUGGGUUUUGUUUGGUUUAUUUUUAUUCCUUACCUUGUUUUAGUUAAUUAUGUGUUGAUGAAGUUAAGCUUAAGGAUGUGCAAAUGAUUUUUUUUUAAAAAGCUUAACAAGGAAUCUAUCUGAAUACUUGUCCUAUGUUGAAACUACCUGUCCAUUUUUUGUUUUGUUUUUAAAUGUCAGAAGCGAUCCAUGUGAAUUGAAAGGCACCGGAAGCUAGGAACUCGGGGGCAUUUGUGAAGGGUUUGGUUCGGAGUUGGACAGAGAACGUGAAGAGCAGGUGUGGAGGAAGGCACCAGUGGAAGUGGGGAGCUCUGCGGGAAUGCGGUUUGGGUGAGGGGUUGAUGGUCGGGGAGAAAGGUGUAUUUGGUUAUAGACCACAUGAAAGCAUUCGGUUUUGAGAUGUUAAACCCAUUGUGGUAUUGACUGAUUUGCUGGAGUAAGAUGUGGGAACAGAGCCAGAGCAAGUAGGAGCUAGACCAAAGGGAGGAACUGGGAAGUCCCGGCAGGUGGACCUCGCAGGCCCAGAUGGGGGGGUGGGGUGGGGGUCCUGCUGCGGGGGCUGCCCUCUCUGGGGACGGGUCCCCGUGUCCCCCGCCAAGGCGGGGGGUUGGCUUCUCCGGGCAGUGGGGCAAUGACCGAUGGCUAACUCCUGUUACGUUGCGGCCCUGGUCUCCCCCAGCCCGGCUGUCUUCUGAGUGGAAGGGAGAUUGGGUAGGGGGUGGCAGUUUUCCUAUUAGCUGGGUGAUUUGUCAGGUAGAGAGCUCACUGCCUACUUUUGUGACAAUCACUCCCCUUCUUUACUUGUUUUCCCUUUUUCCUCCCCUUCCCCUUUUCCACCUCCACUCUCCCCUCUUCUCCCUCUGCCUUUCUCUUACAAAUUGCAGUCUGUUUUUAUAUAAGGUAGAAUGGGGAUGUGGAUUAUAGACCCAGGGCCAUCAGAUCCUCCUUCCAAAAGGAGUACUUGACUCUGAGGAGGAAGGUGGCCAGAAAGGGAGGACUCCCCCGCCCCCGCCCCACCGCCCACGAGCUGACCACACAAGGGGGGUUCUUUCUGGAAAUGCUUUAACAAAAGUGCAUGUUCCUACCAACCAAAGAAAGGCAUGUGCAAUAGAAGCCUUCCUUGAAGCAGGUUAAAUAACCUCAUUUUUUGCAGCAGUCAAUCCGAAAACAAUAGGAAAGCUGUGGUUCUGAAGGGGCCUUAUGAUCUAUUUUUAGUCUAGAUAUAUUUUGUUUAUAAAUUCCCAAGGAAUUGUCAACACUUUGGUGACACCUAAUGGAUUCUUUUUGAAAUUCCAAGGUGCUUCAUUUCUUUGCCUCUUAAGUGAACUGUGCCUUUUAAAAAUUGCAUUUCUGUUCCCCUCUUGGUGGCACUUCUGACUUUUCAGAGAGCACCCAUCUUGUUGGAGGCAGGUGUCCGUGGUGAUCUGCUGUGCACGGUUACUGGUUACUGAGACAAUCCUAUCUUCCUAAGCUUUUUAAGGAGAGUUGGGGGAAAAAAAAAGUAGAACUAGCUAUAAAAUAUGUAUGGCACAUCUUGUUUAAUUUUGCAUGUAACUUUUUUUUAGUGCAUCGAUGAGGUUUUAGUGACGUCAUCCAAUACUUUACCUUUAUUGUUCAGGGAAUGCCUUCAUGAUUUUUAUACUGGUUUUACUGUUCAGACUGUGGCUUGGGUUUGAGUAUACUGUUAUCAGCCACCUGGUCUUUUAAUUGCCCACCCAGUAAGCUUAUAUUUUGUGAAGCAUUUGUUUCUCAGAAUAAGACACUGUUAGAACCUAAAGUAGUAGCUGAUGGUUUUUUGUGAAUUUUUUUUUUUUUUUUUUUUACUUGAAGUAGAUUGUCUAAAAUAGGCGUCGUCCUCUGUAGUACCCAGCACCUCGCUCGUUGUCGUGCGCACUACGAGUUGCAAUUUGGAAAACUUGCUGUAUUGAAAUUCUGUCAGUACUUAGUUCUUGGAAUACUGACGUUCUCUCCCAAACACUGGUUCCUGCAGCAGCAUUUUUCAUGCAUAAAAGAAGAAAGGCCACGAUGGCCAAAGAUUUUUAAAAAUCAUUGUACUAAUUCUUAGGUUAAAUUAAACUAAGCUUUGCUGUAAUACUGUUUUCUCUUCAGUAUGUGAUGGUACCAGAAUGUUGUUAAAAUGAAGGAGGUGGUAUUGCAGGGGAGCAUUUUGAAUCGCAGAAGUAAAAAAGUUAUAAUAUUUAUAAUUUUGAUGAGUUUAUUUUUAUAGGGAAGAUUUUUCUUCCCUGCAGUUGUUUCUGGAAUGGCAAAUUGUUUCCAUUA